Molecule: messenger RNA, 2159 nt
Organism: Pelodiscus sinensis (Chinese soft-shelled turtle)
Lineage: Eukaryota; Metazoa; Chordata; Testudines; Trionychidae
Gene: TP53INP1
Product: tumor protein p53 inducible nuclear protein 1
Biological process (GO): autophagosome assembly; positive regulation of DNA-templated transcription
Cellular component (GO): autophagosome; nucleus
Source: RefSeq, a predicted model, not a curated record
UCUUUUCUGAACCCUGUUAAAGUCCUGGUCUUCUCUACAGGUUGACUCUGCACUGAGUGAAGAAAAUACCCUGUAGUAUCUGAUCACUGUGGAAAGGAUCCCACUUCAAAGGUUUUCUGUAAACUGUUUACAAACCAUGACUCUCCGUGUUCUGUACGUAAGCUGAUAAAGCAUCUAUGCACUUUAAUCUUGGGUCUCUGCCAGUUUGCUCAUAUAAGUGUGAGCCCUUCUCUUGAAUUUUUGGAUACAAAGACUUACUAGCCAAAGUCUCAUUCUUGCCUUAGUAAUGUUCCAGAGGCUGAAUAAUAUGUUUGUGGGAGAAAUCAAUAACUUGUCCAGCCAAGAGCCAGAGUUCAGUGAAAAAGAAGAUGAAGAAUGGAUUCUGGUUGACUUUAUAGACACUUGCACUAAUUUUGCAACAGAGGAAGAAAACAUCAGCGAAACAUCAGCUGCUGACCACUCCCCAGUCUUUUCGUGUUUACCAACUUCCUUAGAAUGUUUGGCUGAUGCCAGCGAGUCUUGCUUCAUCCAGUUUGACUCAUGCCCCAUGGAGGAGAGCUGGUUUAUUACCCCUCCCCCAUGUUUUACUGCAGGUGGAUUAACCACUAUCAAGGUGGAAACCAGUCCUAUGGAGAACCUUCUAAUUGAACAUCCCAGCAUGUCUGUAUAUGCUGUUCAUAAUACUUGUCACAGUCUAAAUGAAACUAGCUGUGGAGAUGAGGAGUUUCAUAAUCCAAAUAGUCCAAGAAUGGAAGCACGAAAUGAAAUGGGGCAGCAUAUUCAUUGCUACGUCGCCACUCUUGCUGCUCAUUCAAGUUUUUUUAAACGAACCAAGAGUUUUCGGCCGAGCCAGUGGGUAAAAGAACACAGUGAAAGACACCAUCUCAACAGAAACAGCCUCCGUCGCCAAAAUCUUACCAGGGAUUGCCACUCACGGCAAAUCAAGCACAAUGGAUUGUUUGUUCACCAGCCUUGUCAGCGUCAGUACAAUUACUGAAGGCAUAGAGGUUUUAAUCCUGUCGGUUAAUUAUUCUUAGCUUUCUCUUGUUUCAGUGUGUAGAUAAUGAAGGUAUGGUCAGCCUGAAGCUGAUCAUCAAUCAUUUGAACACAUUUGUGACUAGUGUUACAUUAGUUUGAAACUGUAUUUACAUAUAGUGUAUCACAACAUGCCUUUAUAGGUCCUAAAUGGUUAUCUUAAAUAUUUCAGUGUCUUGAAAAUGAGUGUGUGAGAGUGAUGGUUUUUAACUACAGUUUGACGUAUGGAUGGGUUUUUAAAGAAAGCUCUAACAAAGGUGGAACAUGCAUUCUUCAGUCAUAUCUCUUGUUUAAUCAGAAUGAAGUUACAAAAUUAUUGGGAUCAGCCAUACAUUUGAAUAGCCAGUAAUUUUGACAGUUUUGUAUGUUUGUAUAUACCAUGUGCACAGAUAUACUCUUAACAUAAGCAUUAAAAGGCUAUACUUGCCAAUGGACUUGAAGUAGGAAUCACUAAAUUCUUAGUGAAAGAAGGAUAACUCUAAUUUCAAUUUAGAUUUUUAUCUACUUACAUUAAACAUAUGUAAGUUCAAUUAGAGUUGUCAAAUAUUUCAUAUAAGCAGAACAAGAGAGUUAAAUGUCCAGCUGAUAAGAGAUAACACUGUGCCUUACAUGGCGUGAAAUGAAAAGUAGACUUAUGGCUUAAUAUAGACAUUUAACCCAGAGAGUCCAUCAGUAUUUCAAUUCAUACAGCCUACACUCUUUUAUUCUUCCCUCUGCCCUGUUCUUCCCCUUCCCCUCCCCCCCCCCUUUUUUUUAAAGGUCCAUUACAUAAACUAAAUAAAGUUUGGGUAAGUAUCUGUAGUCUGAGCCAAGAAGAAAGGGCUACAGUGAUUGUCUUCUACAACAGGUCCAUCCAUAACUACACCUUCUGUAGAACGUAUUCUGGGGGAUGGUGAGUAUGGAUGGGCUUCCAAGCUGCUGAUUACAGCCUCAAGUUGAUCAAUUAAUUUCAAAUUAAUUAAUUUCAAAUGAUUAAUUUGAACCACUUGCAAACUACUGGACAGAAAACCUGUUUCCAGAUUUUCACCCCUCCUAACUUUUUCCCAAUGAGAGAAGGAAGUCUGAGAAACAAUGAAAGACAUAACAUUAUGUCAAUACAUUAUGACACUACUGGUCUUCCAGAA